Molecule: messenger RNA, 1032 nt
Organism: Morone saxatilis (striped sea-bass)
Lineage: Eukaryota; Metazoa; Chordata; Actinopteri; Moronidae
Product: spermatogenesis-associated protein 48
Exons: 7
Coding region: 1-1032 (343 amino acids)
Source: RefSeq, a predicted model, not a curated record
AUGACUGCAGUUUUGGAUCCCUCCAGGCCGUUCUCUGCAGAGCUACAAGUCAUCAGACGGUUGAACUCCAGUCUCUAUGGGGCUGGUGGCAGGGAUGGACUGGAAACUGGACGUGCAAACUCUCCUUACGCUAGAUUUAACCCCCAUGCUGAGCACGUCGCCCUGGCUCCCUUACGAGACGACGUCCCCUUGCUGGAUCCUUGCUGCGGUCAGCUCAGCGCCGGAGCAGAGGUGGACCUGGGGGUCAAAGGUCGGCAGAAAUUCAUAGAUUUCCAUCAUGUGGCCUCUGCUCUGCGGGUCCCUCCAGGUUUCAGAGAGAGGCCGCAAACAGUCUCAAACCCUGCUGGCAUCUGUAUAGAUUGGAGAGAAGACAAGGCCUGGAACUCCAGGAGGAUCCCAGAUGCAGUCUUAAGAGCAAGACUCAGUGGUUCAAGCAGUCCAGUUAAAGUUCAACCACAUCCUCUGAGGACGUCAACUAAAGCAACUUCACACAGCAGUUUCCCUGAUAAACACACUGGACCUCAGGAUGGCUUCUCUUCUGAUCUGAGACUGUGGACGGACAACUCACCUGCAGUUCAACGCUUCAGAUACACCUCUGCAACACAAAGGAGUUAUGAGGAAGUUAGCUGGGAUACAAAGUUACCCCGGCGCUUGAAGGCACCAGAAACGAGCCUGGAGACAAAGGCAGACCCAGUGAGUGAGCGUCCCUCAUCCAGGCGCUACGCUGGCCGACCUCAGCUGUGGCAGUCUAUUGGAGCUGAGUGGAACAGACAGCAGCUUCGAUCGAGGCAUGAUGCCAAGAAACCCAUUUCAUUCGGUACGAUCGGCUCUGAGAACAUGGAUAAUAUCGACAAUAUGGAUGAAGACUUUCAGCCUCUGACCCUGAAGAGGAGCAUUAUUCCCCCAUACACGCCUACAGCACGCCGAACCACCAUCCCUGGAUAUGCAGGCAGGGCUGUGUAUGCUAACUCUGCUGCUGAUGCUACAGCCUCUGUCCCAGCUGUCUGCAGCCCUGCACACUCCUCUGGGUGA